AUGUCCUCCUUCCCAGUGCCCACUUUCCUAGAUGUCCCCAUUCCUACAUCCACUUUCCAAGAUAUCUCCUUUCCCGACACUCACUUUCCUAGAUUAUUCAAGCUAAAAGAAUCAAGUGUUCGACGACGUUACAGUGACUUUGAGUGGCUGCGGAAUGAAUUAGAGAGAGAUAGUAAAAUUGUAGUCCCACCUUUACCAGGCAAGGCUCUAAAACGACAGCUGCCAUUUCGUGGAGACGAUGGAAUAUUUGAAGAUGAGUUCAUUGAAGAGAGAAGAAAAGGGCUAGAGCAAUUUAUCAACAAGGUCGCAGGCCAUCCUCUUGCUCAAAAUGAGAAAUGCUUGCACAUGUUCCUGCAGGAACAGAUCAUUGACAAAAACUACGUUCCUGGCAAGAUCCGAACAACCUGA
Messenger RNA from Candidula unifasciata, 408 nucleotides. Lineage: Eukaryota; Metazoa; Mollusca; Gastropoda; Stylommatophora; Geomitridae. The record is from the annotation of a GenBank genome assembly.